UCUGGAGUCAUUCCGCUCAGGAUUAAAAUUCCACAGGAGAAAAGUAAAAGGACUAUCUUAGAUCGUGUGUUGACCCCCUUGGCCAGAAGAAAAGGGAUAUCCUGAUCAACAGUCCCACCACGAUCUCAGGUAAUAGAUAGGAGUCAUUCUCCAAAGGAAGGUGAACACAUGUCAGAGUGUUGCCCUGGACAGUCCCAGUUUAUAACUGUUUUAGGAGUAACUAUAAAUAGCAUCACUUUUCACCUGCACAAAACUGUUUUGUCCAAGUUUGGAUCAUAAAUUGCAUGAUCAAUUCACACAAAGGAAAUUUGGGGCAUUGUUACCAAGGUAGCAAUGCUGAGCAGAGACAAAUAGCUACCAUUACUAUGAGGCUAUUAGGAGGGGUCAAAAGAGAGUAUUUUGCUCCCAGUCUCUCAGAACCAAAAGAUGAGAACCAGAGUCAAAAGUCCCUAUUGGUCUUUAGGUUUUGACUCCAGCAUGAAAAUAACAUUCCUAUACUCAAGUGUUGAAUUAUUACGACUUUGACCCAAUAAUUCUGGUCCCUUGUCUUUGUAUGUCCUUGCAGCUAAACCACUAAAUGUUAAGGUGUUCUCCUUCACUGCUGCUUUUUUAGCUUAAUUGGCCCUCCUGCUUUCCAAAAUAGAAUGCUAACACUCAUUCACCCAGUUGGAGGGUCAGGGUGAUACCAGAUCCAAUAUUCUCCAAAGCCUGCGUAGGCUGGUUGCUGUAUCCCUGAGUACUGAUUAAUAAUAAAGGAGUCAAAUAGCACCUUUUGAUUCUGAUUUCCUCUGAGAGGCUGUUCUACAAGCAUGGGGUCAACUUAAAGGAAGCGGGGUUUUGUUUAAUAUUUUCUCCUUUCAUUAGUGCACUUAAAUUACUUUCUUGUAAACUCUGCUUGUUACCUAAAUGUACUAGCACUUUUGUUACCUAAUUAAGUUUCUUAUCAGAAUUCCAACCAAAAAUAACAAGAAAUGUAAUAAUGAUAAGAUAUCGUGCGCCCUCAAAACAGAUUUCCUUUUGUGCUUUAUCUCUUGGUACUGUUCUGGCUUGUUUAAUUAAAGUAUCAGAAAUUAUUAGACUCAAAUUAUUUCUUGAUCUAGUGCUCAAAUUCUCCUGAAAAACUGCUUCUUCUGCCUCAAUAUUUAAACCUUUAUCAGUAUGAGGCAGAUGAGUUUCCACAUGUUUGCAACUGGAUUCAUGUAAUUCAAUAUAAUUUUGGAGGACGAUCCUAAUUUAGCCGCUAAGUAAUUAAGCAAACAAAUCAGAUUUGGCUACACUGAGCUACCGUGAACGUUUAAAUACUCAUGUCUCCUCUCCUGUGCUCUUGGAUCAUCAAAAUGAAAAACGUUCAUGUGCAAAAAACAAACCUUAUGAAAUUCUAGCGUGGAGAUGUGAAAUUCAAAGCAACCUUCUUACUUAUUUUUUCAUCGGAGGGAUAGGGCUCAAAAUAUCACGAAGUUCAAAUCACUAAUAUAAGUUGUGUUCAAGGAGGGUAGUCAUGUCUGUUACAGACUUUAUCAUAACUGAUGAGAAAUUACGCUUACAUCACAGCUUUGAGAAGGAGAAAACUGUAAGACGUAUUGGCGAUUUCUGUUCCUCAUACUCUGUGAAAAAAAUUCAGGUUGGAAUCUGCUUGCUUCUGGUGGAGCUGUGUGAGAGGUUCACGUUCUUUGAAGUCGUCUGCAACAUGAUCCCCUUUUGCACUAUCAAGCUUGGCUAUCACAAUUGCCAGGCAGCCAUCUUAAACUUGUGUUUUAUUGGAACGUCAAUACUUACCCCUGUGUUUGUUGGAUGGCUCACUGAUGUCUAUUUAGGAAGAAACAAACUGGUGUAUAUUUGCUUGUUUCUACAUUUUCUAGGCACUGCUUUGUUAUCUGUGGUGGCUUUUCCCUUGGAAGAUUUCUAUCUGGGCACUGACCAUGCAGUUAACAACAUACCAAAAACAGAGCAGCACAGGCUGUUUUACGUAGCACUGUUGACCAUUUGCCUUGGCAUCGGAGGCAUAAGAGCCAUCGUCUGUCCACUGGGUGCUUUUGGCCUUCAGGAGUAUGGAUCACAAAAAACAAUGUCUUUUUUUAACUGGUUUUAUUGGCUCAUGAACCUAAAUGCAACCAUUGUGUUUCUGGGAAUAUCUUACAUCCAGCACUCACAGGCCUGGGCCCUUGUUUUACUUCUUCCUUUUAUGUCUACACUUAUGGCUUUGAUAACUCUUCAUAUGAUAUACUACAACCUAAUUUAUCAGUCAGAAAAACGUUGUUCUCUCCUGACAAGCGUUGGGGUGUUGGUUUGUGCGCUGAAAACAUGCCACCUGCAAUACUGCCCUCUUGGCAGAGACGCGACAAGCCAGUUAGACCAUGGCAAAGAAAAAAAUGGUGGCUGCUGCAGUGAGCUCCAUGUAGAAGACACAACAUUUUUCCUCACCCUUCUCCCUCUCUUCAUGUUUCAGCUCCUCUACAGAAUGUGCAUUAUGCAGAUUCCUUCAGGAUAUUAUCUGCAAACCAUGAAUUCCAACCUGAGUUUAGAUGGAUUUCUUCUGCCGAUUGCAGUAAUGAAUGCCAUCAGCAUCCUACCACUACUAAUUCUGUCUCCUUUUCUGGAGUAUGUCAGCACCUGCCUGUUUCCCUCUAAGAGAAUUAGAUCAUUUCUGUCAACAUGCAUCAUUGCUGGAAAUCUUUUUGCUGCAUUGUCUGUGAUGAUAGCUGGCUUCUUUGAAAUACACAGAAAACAUUUCCCUCCAGUGGAGCAGCCCCUUUCAGGAAAAGUUCUCACUGUUUCCUCCAUGCCCUGUUUCUACCUGAUUCUUCAGUAUGUUUUACUUGGAGUGGCGGAAACACUGGUAAACCCAGCUCUCUCUGUAAUAUCAUACAGAUUUGUUCCAAGCAUCGUCAGAGGAACCUCCAUGAAUUUUCUGACACUGUUCAAUGGAUUUGGCUGUUUCACAGGGGCACUGCUGGUGGAGUUGGUAUAUCUCAUCUCAGAAGGCAAUUGGUUUCCAAACACAUUAAACAAAGGCAAUUUAGAAAGCUUCUUCUUCUUCCUGGCAUCAUUAACAUUGUUGAACGUCCUGGGAUUCUGGAGUGUUUCACAAAGAUAUUGUAAUCUAAAUCAUUUUAAUGCCCAGAACAUCCGUGGAAGUAAUCUUGACGAAACACUUCUCCUCCACGAAAAGUCUCUGAAAUUUUAUGGCAGUAUACAGGAAUUUUCUUCAAGUAUUGAUCUUUGGGAGACAGCCCUAUGAAACUGUAUUUGAGUCUACCUGUCUUAUAAGAACAGUAUUCAUUGUUUUCUUCUUCAGUUGAGCAUUUUAUGUGUUUUAGUGUAAGAGCCAUAUAUAUGGAGGUGAUUUUAUAAAUAUCAUCUGUAUACUUUAUUUACAAAAACUAAUUAUGACCUUUCUAGUAAACUGUCAUGCUUUUGCAUUAACAAGCUAUAGCAUUAAAAUUAAUAAAAUAAUUUCAAAGCCUAGGUGAUUACUCUAUGACCAAAAAAAUGGCAGUUUUCUAUAUACCGAUACCUUACCACUUUCUACAAUGGUUCAGCCAUUGAAAGCAUAUGACCUUUUUUUGGAGUUUUAAUGAGUCAUUAGAAGCAAAAUGGCAGUAUUUUAAUAUACUCUCUUUCAAUAUACUUAUUGAGCCCCUAUUACAUGCCAAGCAUUGUGACCAUAUACUAUAUAUAGCUGAGUAAAUAAUAAACAUAUACAUGAUUUUCUAUAUUUGCUCUUAAUAUUAUGCUAUCAAGAUACGACUUCAUUAAGGAAAUUUUCUCUGAAUUUAAAAGCAGUAUUACUAAAAUAGAUGUCCUUAACAAAGAGAAUGUCCACAUACUAAAAAAGUUGAAAAAUAAAUGUAAGUUAUGGAACAGUUGGAAUUAAAGGAAAGAAGGAAACUCAGGAAGAUAAAAUGAGGGCUGAGAGGAGGGUAAGUGACCAAACCAAAUAGAGAUGCUUAAAGGAAUUAUACGAAUAACAUCUUUUGGUCUCCACUGCCAAUUCAGAUGCAUUCAGAAAAUUAUCUUCUAAGAGUUUCUUCUUUUAUAAGCAAAAAUAUGUGGAAACUCAUCUUUUAAGAAAUCAAGUAAAAUUAAUGUCUGUUUCUUAGUAGCAGUAUUUGUCAAAAUCUGGUUGAGGACAAUUUGCUACAGGUGAAUCUUUCUGGCCCCUACACAGACUGCCUUAACCCAAAUCUUUUUUUCAGAUUGGGGUCCAGGAAUUGGUGGUUUUAAUAAGCACACCCAAAUCAUUCUCAUGUUCCCUAAAGUUUAAAAGCCAUUGCUUUCCAGGACAAUUCGUGCUGGAUAGGACAAGUGAGUGUAUCAGGUGACCGCAAAUUAUUCUGCAAUUAUGCACCUCGCUUGUGUAUACAUAAAAUAUUUUAGGUCUGUAGAAUAAAAGACUUAUUCAACUUGAUUAGGUACGCUAUGCAUUUUUAAUUGCAAAAGAGCUGUAAAGCACCAGGUGUUUCUGUUACUCAAACUAUUUUUUGUUUGAGGACAACUGAAAAGACUUGCUGGUACAGGCAUAAAUUCUUUUCCUGCAACUUUUUCAAAUCCUUUCUGUUUAGCAAUUGUUUCCUAGCAAAACAGUGAGGCAGACCCCUGAUAUUCCUUAGAAGCUUUCCUUGCUGCAAAAGGUUAAAUGCCAAGUUUGCAAUUUGGGUUUAAUGAACACCCAAAAGAGCCAGAAGUCUUUAAAUACUUCACCUCAGUACAAAUGGGAAGCUCUAGUCUCUCUUACUGUUAGAAAAGGGGCCUGCUUUAUUUUGUUCUCCCCCUCCCCACAAAUUUGCCUUCAUCUCCUUAAUUUCUACAUCAUAAUAGAAAAAGACGCUCAUUAUGCUUUCACUUGUCCUUAGAGCUGAAAGAUCUACAGAAUUAUAAAGUUGACCCAAAGCAAACACCGAAAGAGCUUAGAAUCCUCACGUUGGCGUUGACACUCGUGAUUAGCUAAAUUGCAGUAACUACACAGGCUUCCAUUCGGAACAGGAUGCAUUCACACAGCAGUUUCUUCUCUACUGCCUAGCAACAUUAUCAUUGAGCACCUGGAAUAGUUUAGGCAUUAAGUGUAAUUGGUUUUGCUUUACAUAAAUCUGUAGCUUUGUAAAUAAGCGGAGCAUUUCAGCUUCUAUAUAACACCAAUUAACUUAAAGGGAUGCGUUGUUUGCAGAAGCCUGCUGGGUUUCGUACUGUAUUUCUCCAGUAAUAUGCUCAGUGGCGGGCGAAGUUCUGUGUCCCUGCAGUGUUCCAUUUACUCCAGCCACUUGGUGCCAAGGGUCUGUACCCAGCCACUCAUUUGCUCCAUUUUUCAUGUGCGGCAAAAGGUUGGAAAAGUGAAGACUUCCCUAAGAAGCACCUUCUGUGCUCUAUUUCUGUCCAUGAUCAAGGCCUGAAAUGCAAGGUAUUUGAAAAUGUUUUCUGUGACCCGCAGAGCACAGGUCUGACCCCAUCUGAUUCUGUUCACAACUGACAGUAACAUCUCUUUUCUCUUCCUUUUUCUCUUGUAACACUUCAAUCCACUGUAGCCAAAAGUCACUACAUUGACCCUGUAUACAAAAUUAAGAAAACCAUACUCUUAUUACAUAAAUGUAUAAGUGAAAAUGGUUUUCAUCAGAGUGAUUUCAUCAUUUCUUUAAUAGCACAAAAUAACAUGCAGAGAUCUGCUCCUGAAAGUAGGUAAAUGUUCCCAAGCUCCGUGGGUAUUUCUCCUUAUUUCCUCUUUAUUCAGUUUAAUCCCUUAUCUCUCAUACAUAUCCCCUUCAGGCAAUCUUGAUUUAUAGCAUUCAUUCCACCCUAACCAACCUUUAAUUCUCUUGGUUUCUGAAAGUGUUUUAUCAACUAUCUGAGUAACAAUAUCACCAAAUAACAGCUCAUAAUUCCAAAAAGUUUUCUAUUAUAAUAUUGCACGAUUUACAAAUUGAAGGAGAAAAAAUAAUCCCUUCUGAAAACUGUCAGGAUCCCUUGUUUUAUGAAAACAAAGCUUCCACACCGGUACUCUGAGCCAGUCGGGUGAUAGGCAUCUACCAUCUACCAUUCUCUCACUAUAAGAGAAGCCAGCGUACAAUUAUUGGUCCCAGACUUAUAAGUAAAGCCCUCAAAUAAAAUCAGCAGCCAAGUGAUGACAGCACACAGGUGCUGCUGGAAUUCAGGUCUGCUUGUAGAGAGCAGGGAAAUUAAAAGAACCACUAAUAGUAACAACUCACAUCUAUAUCACCUUUUACAGUUUACAAGUUGCUCUCACACAUAUUAUCACAUUUGAUUAGCACCACCACUCUGGGAGGUAGGCAUACUUUAGCAUGUCCAUUUUGUAAAUGAGAAAUUGCAACUCUUGACACCUUAAGUGAUUUAUCAAGAGUCACAGAGAUAGUAGGUGGCACAGACAGGACUUGAACCUUGGUCUGUCUGUCGCUAAAGUGCAACAAUACUCAUAAUGUCACCAACAACGGAUCAUUCCCCAGCCACUUAGGUGAAACACUCUCUACAUCAUUCAAAAGGGAACAAGAAUGGGAGGAAAGAUUAUGUCAAGGUUAUAGACUCUGACAAAACGGGUAACAAAAAGCAAACAUGUUUUUAGCAUCUCUUCUCCCUCACUCAGCUCUCCCUGUGGAGCCAUACAGUGUCCCAACAUGGACCUCAGGAUGUCAGAAACGGUCCCUGAAAAGACCUACCCAGACUGAACACCAUGGCAGGGGAGGGGUUCUCAAUGUCAAAACCAUCCUUUAUUUCUCUUUUCAUCAAACUGACUUGGCUGUGCUACAGUCAAUUGCAAACUGCCUUAGAAAAGGCAAUUUGAG
Molecule: messenger RNA, 6788 nt
Organism: Cercocebus atys (sooty mangabey)
Lineage: Eukaryota; Metazoa; Chordata; Mammalia; Primates; Cercopithecidae
Gene: SLC15A5
Product: solute carrier family 15, member 5
Exons: 9
Coding region: 1499-3238 (579 amino acids)
Biological process (GO): transmembrane transport
Cellular component (GO): membrane
Molecular function (GO): transmembrane transporter activity
Source: RefSeq, a predicted model, not a curated record